This is a messenger RNA of Stegodyphus dumicola, 5006 nucleotides long. RefSeq lists its product as uncharacterized. The record is from RefSeq and is a predicted model, not a curated record. Gene Ontology annotation, cellular component: cytoskeleton. Gene Ontology annotation, molecular function: cytoskeletal protein binding. Gene Ontology annotation, biological process: actomyosin structure organization. NCBI's taxonomy places the organism in Eukaryota, Metazoa, Arthropoda, Arachnida, Araneae, Eresidae.
CAAACAGGUGAAAGCAAACACCCAAGUUUAAGAAAAGAGAGUGAAUGUGUGACAGCAAUGUUACGAUGAUUUUAGCUGUGAAUUUCAUAUAUUUUCAUACCAUGAAGUGUUAACAUGAAGCUUUUAUCAUUUUUCCAUUAUAGACUAUUGAUUAUGUUUUAGAGUGAAUGUUUGGUGUGCAUUUUAUAAGUACUUAAUAAUGCUACGAUUUCUUAGCAAAAGAUUUAGCCGCUCCACACGAGGCGGUAAAACUCGAGGAGCCGAUGGCAAAGUUCCUUCAAAACCUGGAAAAAAUAUUUUGCCGUGUAAAAUAAUUCUUCUGGAUGGCACUGAUUUAUCAGUGGAUGUACAUAAAAAAGACUUGGGCAGUGCCUUGUAUGAACAAGUAUUUUACCACAUAGAUCUGACUGAAAAAGACUAUUUUGGUUUACAAUUCACAGAUGCUAAUCAUGUGCAGCAUUGGCUUGAUCCCACUAAACUCAUAAAAAAGCAAGUAAAAAUUGGGCCUCCUUAUACAUUUCGUGUAAGAGUGAAAUUCUAUUCAUCUGAGCCCAAUUCUUUACGGGAAGAAUUGACUCGGUAUUUAUUCUUCUUGCAACUAAAGCAAGAUGUUGUAUCUGGUAAACUUCCUGCACCAUAUCAGACUGCUGUAGAACUUUCAGCAUAUGCCUUACAGUCUGAGCUUGGAGAUUAUGACCCUGCUCAACACACACCAGGGUUCGUUUCAGAAUUCCGUUUUGUACCUGACCAAACUGAAGAAAUGGAAAUUGAUAUUUUAAAUGCCUAUAAAAUGUGCAGUGGUCAGACUCCAGCACAGGCAGAACUUAAUUACCUAAACAAAGCAAAAUGGCUUGAAAUGUAUGGUGUAGAUAUGCAUACAGUUCUGGGCAAAGAUGGCAAUGAAUAUUCAUUAGGUCUAACACCUACAGGAAUUCUAGUCUUCGAAAAUACAACUAAAAUUGGUUUGUUUUUUUGGCCUAAAAUUACAAGACUAGAUUUUAAAUCAAAAAAAUUAACACUUGUGGUUGUUGAAGAUGAUGAUGAGGGCCGGGAGCAGGAACACACCUUUGUCUUUCGAUUGCACAAUCAGAAAGCUUGUAAACAUCUGUGGAAAUGUGCUGUUGAACAUCAUGCUUUCUUUCGCUUGAAAGGUGGCCAGAAACCACCAUCAGCAAGACAGAAUUUCUUUCGUAUGGGUUCAAGGUUCAGAUAUAGUGGUAAAACAGAAUAUCAGACAACACAGAAUAGAGCACGGAGAACUGUUCAGUUUGAUCGUCGCCCAAGUCAGAGAUAUUCUCGUCGACCUACACAUGAUCGUAAAAGGGAUCGUGAAAGAGAUAGAGAAAUAACUGAUGCUCUUGCUGAGGCUCGCCGAAAUGAAGACAGAGGUUUAAGUGCACUUCCUCUCUCUCCUGCUCCAGCACAGCCAGUAAAGGAUGAUGCAGCUACUCCUUCCAAAUCAACUGUUACUGAAGCAAAUUCUGCUCCAGAAACCAGUAUGCCCAAGCCUUCCACAUCUUCAGAUUUGCCCAAGAACUCUGUACCGAUGUCAAAUGGAACAGUUAAAGAAACUGCUGAAGAUCGUUUGGAUAACUUGAUCAAAUCCUUAACAAAAGGCAAACCAUGCACUGAAAGUAUAGAAAUAAAUAAUGAAUUGGUAUCUCUAUCCAAUAAAAAGAAAGAAUUUGCAGACCCCAUUGACUCAACUGAAGUUGAUGCAUUAAUUAGCAAGAAAGGUAAAGAUCCAAUGCCAUCUACAUCACUGCAGACUAUAACUCCAUUAGUGAAUAAGGAUACAAAUACCCUAAAGAAUAAUCAAAUGAAAAUAUCUGGUGGAGCAAAACCUAUUCCUGCAGACCAGAUGAAAUGCAAUAUUUUAAAAGCAAAAAUGGAAGAGGAGAACAAAAAAGUUCCAUGUGAUAAAGCAUCACUGCUGGUAGAUUUACAGAAAGAGAAAAAAGUGCUUCUUGAUGUUGAUUCUGAUAAGAAUAAGGGAACAGUGCUUUUCAAUGGGGAAUGUAAACCAUCUGAAGAUAAAACACUUUUAAUGUUUAAUGGAAAGGAUGUAAACAGUUUGGAUAUAUCAUCAAAAAGGUUAUCUCCUGUUGAAGGAAAUGAAAAGGAAUCUACCAAUCCAUUUUUCUCUGUUGUACCACAACCCACCAAAACUGCUGCAAAACCAACACCACCCCCUCGAACAGUGACGGUUCCCUUAGAACCUUUAAAACAAGAGCAUCAUAAUGAUGACACUAUCCCACUUUUACCUAUAAAGUCAUCUUUACCUUCUGUUUCUCCUCCACUUGAAUUAAACUCCCAUAUCAAUGGGACUUCAGCUAUUAACAUUCCAAGUCCUCCUAAAUUAACACCUCAUAAAUCAGCUGAAUUAACUAAACUGCUUGAGGAUGCAGUGCAGCAAAUGAAAUCUAUGCAUCUUUCUACUGUUGCUGAUUCUAGUAAUAACAAUGGGUUACAUUCUGAUACUUCACCAUGUCAGACACCUAUCUUACCUGAAAAUGUGUGUGCAGCAAAAGCCCCAUGUCCUAUUGAAGAGAAAGAUGAUAAGGAAAAACCUCGUGUUGUGACUGAAACAUCUUUUGCUGGAGCAAAUCCUGUUACACGUUCUGUAUCUUCCGCCAGCAAUCGUGAUAUUUCUGUCCAGGCAGUUAAGAGGGUAUCUUCAAAUGCUUCUCAGUUAUCUCCUUGGCUUGUAGAAAGUAGCAAUGGAGUAACUUCAGAGAAUCCAACAACAAUUCGUCGCACUGUGAUGACCACUGAACUUUAAGAUGAAUAAAAUGUUUUUUUCCUACUAUAAAUGUAUUUUCAGUGUUUAAAUAAUGCCAUUUUUUAUGUCACUGUCAGCUUUCCCCACCCUUUUCUGUGUGUUUUUAAAUCAUACUGUGUAUAUAAAGCAAAAGUGUUGUGUCAAAAAAUUGAAAUGCAGCUCUGAUGAAAAGGAUUAAUUUGAGUAUAUAGCAGUGAUAUCAUGUAAGAAAUUGCAAUGUUAAUUCUAAUUAUUUUGCUGGCCUAACUAUGUGUAAAAUUCUUUUUAGAAGCACAGGUUUUUGUCAUGUAUUACAUUUCUUUUUAACAUUCAUUUGUGAGGCAUGCAUUUUUCAUAUAUUUUAAUAAUUUAUUGCCUAGUUUAGCUAGUUUAUGCAAAAUUUUAUUUCAACUCUGUUUUAAAUUGUUCUUUUCUACAUUUUUCUUAAUAUGCUAUAUAUUCAUACUGUGUGUAUUUACAUCUGUUUUAUAUGUUAUAUGGUUAUUAUGCAAAAGGAAUAACACUUAAUUUUCAUCCAGAAAAUUUCAUAAACAUUCCAAAAGAUCUUAAAUGAAACAUGCCUCAUUUCGAAAUGCUUGGGCAUUAGAGCUGGUUUGGCUUGGAGGCAUUACAGUUAUAUAUAUUCCAUCCAUUUUCAUAGACAGAUUUAUUGUUUGGCAGGAAGUGUUCCAGAAAAUUUUAACUUCAUAUUUGAAAUGAAGUUAUUUUAAUAAUAUAUAAGUUGACUACAAUUUUACAUCAAUAUGUCAGCAUCAACUGUUUAUAAUCACUCUUCCACCUUGUCCUAUUCCAGAAUAACUGUGAUGUAAUUUUGUAAGGGUACAUUUUUUUCUAAUCUAUAUACAAAUUUUUAUAGAUCUGUUUGUUAUAAAUUUCAGAAUUUCGUUUCCUGCUCUAUAAUAAGGUAGAGUUUCAUGGAUAACGAUAUUUAUAGUUCAAAAGUGCAUUUGUUUUUGUUGUUUUUUUUUAGGUUUGUUAUUCAUUAUAGUAAUAGCCAAUUAAGUACAAUAUGCAUUUAUGAAUUUAAAUUCAAAUUUUUAUUUUCAUUUAUACCUAUUUAUAUUUAUUUUUAUUAUAAAGAAAUUAUUUUUAAAGGUUAAAUGAAGUACUAAAGUUUAUAGUUUUCUUUUUAAUUAUCAUAAGCAGUAAUCAGAAUAAUAAAAAUGGAAGUAAUUAUUCUUAAAUACAGUCAGAUCAGGCAUGACUGCUUAUUCAUUAACAACAUUUUUAUAGUAAAUUAAGUUUUAAAAUAUCGGGAAAUCUUUGCCAUUAAUAAUCUUUGCUUAAUAAUAAUUUUAAUUCUAUUUAAAUAACAGAAUUGGGAUUCUCUAUUCUUGAGAAUUAAUGUAUUUAAUGCUUAAAUAUGUGAAAUGAAUAGUAUUAAAAUUUAUAUGAAAGAUCUGAUUGCUGGAAAUUAUGAACUAUUCAGUUAAGUCAUCAGAUGAUUUUAUGUCAUAUUAUAUAUAUUUGAUUAAUUUGCUGAAUUUUAAUUUCUUUGAUCUGUAAAUAUAAGCCUAUAGAAGUAAGGCAUCUGUUUAAUAAUUUUUUAAGUAGUCACUAAAGAGCAAGUAAAAGCCUAAUUUCUAGUAACAUAGUCAUUUAAUAAAAAAAACUCUUUAAACAAAAAAUUAAAUAUUUGAGCAGUGUCAAAAAUUAGUUUUGAUAAUUAGUAAUUUAAUAUAGAUAUUUGCAAUAUAUAGUUUUCAAAAUACAUUUAGAAAAAUUUAUUCUAAAAGUAUUAGUACGUUUCCUUCCAUAAAAUCUUGUAUUUGCGCAUUAUUUGACUAUGAUACAACAUCUUUUUUUAGUCUACUUAAAUAGAAUUUGCUUCUAAACAACAGAUUGAAAAUAUAGCUCUUAAACAUUAAUGAAAUUGCUGCAGUUAAGCUUUUUAUAUAAAAAUAUGUAUAAUAAAGCAAGAUAAAGAAUGCUUUAUUGUGCAUUUCAAACUACAUAGCCCAGCUGUUUUAUAUUAAUUUGUUGCUAAUUUAAUAUUUGAACAUGAUUGUGCCAAGAUAGUAUUUGUGUUUGCCAUAUAUAAUUGUUAUUUUCUCCUCAUUAUCAUAAUUUUAUGAAUAUUCAUUGUCAUUUUUCAAUAUGUAAUAAAUUUCAAUUUCUCUGACAAAACAUUUUGUAAAUUGUGUAUUUUGUAAUUAGUUAUUGACUUAGGUCAUUUUGUAUGAAAAUUGAAAUCAUUAUGGAAUAAAGAUUAAAUUGAUCUCUU